AUGUCAAUCUCAUCAGUCGACAUUUCGAGUCUCAAGCAGAGGUACGAAAAGGCGGGGCAGUCUCAUCUCUUCGCUUUUUGGGACACUUUGGAUGCUGAGCUGCAAGCCGAGCUUGCUCAGCAGCUUGAUGAGCUCGAUGUAUCAAGAGUCAACCAAGUCUUCCACACUGCCAUCAAGGCAGAUGAAGAAGCUAGGGCUGGCAGGUCGCAUCAAGUGCAGCCCCCACCUCCUUCGUCAGUAGAGAACACCAUUGAGGGUGAAGCAGACCCUGCCAAGGUUCAGCACUUCCGAACUGCUGGUCUCAAUGCCAUCGCCAAGGGUCAGGUCGGUGUUCUCCUGAUGGCCGGUGGGCAAGGUACUCGUCUGGGCUCAACUGCGCCCAAGGGCUGCUACGAUAUUGGUCUCCCUUCUCACAAGAGUCUUUUCCAGAUUCAGGCAGAGCGCAUCCUUCGCUUGCAACGUCUUGCUGCCGAGCACUCUUCUAGCUCCUCCUCCUCACAAAGCGCAGUUGUGAUUCCGUGGUACAUCAUGACGUCGGGACCCACACGGAAGCACACCGAGGCCUUCUUCGCGCAGCACAACUACUUUGGCCUGGACCAGAACAACAUCGUCUUCUUCGAGCAAGGUACACUCCCCUGCCUCUCGCUCGACGGCAAGAUCCUUCUCGAGACUCCAAGCAAAGUCGCAACAGCUCCAGAUGGUAACGGCGGCCUCUACCGCGCUCUGCGAACGCCCUACAAUAAGGGCCAGCCAGACACUGUCAUUUCGGAUCUCAAGAAGCGCGGCAUCAGGUACCUGCACGCCUACGGCGUCGACAACUGCCUUGUCAAGGUCGGCGACCCUGUCUUCCUCGGAGUCUGCCUCGAGCAGGGCGUUCAGGCUGGUGUCAAGGUGGUCAAGAAGGAGAACCCCAAGGAGUCUGUCGGUGUCGUUGCGCUGCGAGACGGCAAGUUUGGUGUGGUCGAGUAUUCCGAGAUUCCAGAAGCUCUGAGCGAGGCUCGAGAUGCCAACGGUGAGCUCUCCUUCCGUGCCGCCAACAUCGUCAACCACUUCUACACCACAAAGUUCUUGGCAGACGACGUACCCGCUUUCGAACCUGAGAUGGCCUUCCACAUUGCACGUAAGAAGAUCCCGACCAUCGAUUUGGCCUCCGGUCAGCCCAUCAAGCCUUCCACACCCAACGGCAUGAAGCUUGAACUCUUCGUCUUUGACGUCUUCCCCUUCUGCGAUAAGCUCGCCGUGCACGAGGUGGCCAGACAGGAGGAGUUCAGCCCUCUCAAGAAUGCAAAGGGUACCGGCGUCGAUGACCAAGACACUUCGCGUCGCGACCUUCUCGCUCAACAGAGCCGAUGGCUCAAGGCAGCAGGCGCCAAGGUUCAGGAAGGCGUCGAGGUUGAACUCAGCCCUCUCCUCACAUACAGCGGUGAAGGGCUCGAUAGCUUUGCCGGGCAAACACUGUCAGAAUCUGGCAACGUCGAGCCCUGA
Messenger RNA from Ustilago hordei, 1485 nucleotides. RefSeq names its product putative UDP-N-acetylglucosamine pyrophosphorylase. Gene Ontology annotation, molecular function: UDP-N-acetylglucosamine diphosphorylase activity. The record is from RefSeq and is a predicted model, not a curated record. The transcript has a single exon. NCBI's taxonomy places the organism in Eukaryota, Fungi, Basidiomycota, Ustilaginomycetes, Ustilaginales, Ustilaginaceae. Bases 1 to 1485 code for a protein of 494 amino acids. Gene Ontology annotation, biological process: UDP-N-acetylglucosamine biosynthetic process.